AUGGGAGGCAACAAAUCAUGGGUCACAGGGUUCAUUCUAGUGGGAUUCCAGCUCAGUGCAGAGAUGAAAGAGCUCCUCUUCUGGAUCUUCUCCCUGUUAUAUAUCUUCAGCCUCCUGGCCAAUGGCAUGAUCUUGGGACUCAUCUAUCUGGACCACAGACUGCACACACCCAUGUACUUCUUCCUUGCACAUCUGGCCAUCCUUGACAUGUCCUAUGCUUCCAACAAUGUCCCCAAGAUGCUGGCAAAUCUACUGAGCGGAAGGAGAACCAUCUCCUUUGCUCCAUGCAUAAUGCAGACGUUCUUGUAUUUGGCCUUUGCUGCUACAGAGUGCCUGAUUUUGGUGGUGAUGUCCUACGAUCGAUAUGUGGCCAUCUGCCGCCCUCUCCAGUAUACUGUCAUCAUGGGCUGGAGAGUGUGCACAAUCCUGGCUGUCACUUCCUGGUCAUGUGGGUUUACCCUGUCCCUGAUACAGGCGAUUCUGCUUCUAAGGUUGCCCUUCUGUGGGCCUUGGUAUGUGAACCACGUCUUCUGUGAAAUUCUGUCUAUCCUCAAGCUGGCCUGUGCUGACACCUGGAUCAACCAAGUGGUCAUCCUCGCUACCGGUGUUUUCAUCUUAGUUGGGCCCCUUUGCUUGAUGCUUGUCUCCUACAUACACAUCCUCUGGGCCAUCCUAAAGAUCCAGUCAAAGGAGGGCCGUAUAAAGGCCUUCUCUACCUUCUCCUCCCACCUCUGUGUGGUUGGGCUCUUCUUUGGCAUAGCCAUGUUGGUUUAUAUGGUCCCAGAUUCUAAUCAACGAGAGGAGCAGGAGAAAAUGCUGUCCCUAUUCCACAGUCUCUUUAACCCAAUGCUGAAUCCCCUCAUCUACAGCCUGAGGAAUGCUCAGGUGAAGAGUGCCUUCCACAGAGCAUUGCAGAAGAAGAGAUCCAUGUGA
Messenger RNA from Propithecus coquereli (Coquerel's sifaka), 933 nucleotides. Its product is annotated as olfactory receptor 2A2-like. Gene Ontology annotation, biological process: G protein-coupled receptor signaling pathway. Bases 1 to 933 code for a protein of 310 amino acids. NCBI's taxonomy places the organism in Eukaryota, Metazoa, Chordata, Mammalia, Primates, Indriidae. The transcript has a single exon. Gene Ontology annotation, cellular component: membrane. Gene Ontology annotation, molecular function: G protein-coupled receptor activity; olfactory receptor activity. The record is from RefSeq and is a predicted model, not a curated record.